Messenger RNA from Lithohypha guttulata, 2853 nucleotides. RefSeq lists its product as uncharacterized. Gene Ontology annotation, molecular function: ATP hydrolysis activity; mismatched DNA binding; ATP-dependent DNA damage sensor activity. Gene Ontology annotation, cellular component: MutLalpha complex. Gene Ontology annotation, biological process: mismatch repair. Bases 1 to 2853 code for a protein of 950 amino acids. The transcript is spliced from 3 exons. Lineage: Eukaryota; Fungi; Ascomycota; Eurotiomycetes; Chaetothyriales; Trichomeriaceae. The record is from RefSeq and is a predicted model, not a curated record.
AUGCCUAAUAUUGCUGCACUAUCUGAAGGAGCUACGCGUGCCAUAACAUCGACUCUCGUUCUUAGUGAUGCUGUUUCUGUUACAAAAGAAUUGAUUGAUAAUGCUCUGGACUCACGCGCGACCAACAUCGUUAUAGAAAUCUCUGCGAACACCUUAGAUACCAUUCAACUGAAGGACAAUGGCACUGGAAUUGGGGUCGAAGACAGACAGCUGCUUUGCAAACGUGGCUACACUUCUAAGAUCAGAACUUUCGAAGACCUGACUCAACUUGGUGGCAGUUUUCUGGGCUUCCGUGGAGAAGCGCUUGCUAGUAUAGCGGCACUGAGUCAAUCAGUUCAGGUUACGACUCGGGUCGAUGGUGAGGUUGUUGGUACUCAGCUCAAGUUUGAUGCAGCUGGCAAGCUUGUAGGUUCUUCUUCCGCGUCACAUGGCACCGGCACUACUAUUCGAGUUUCAGACUUUUUGCAAGGCAUUCCCGUACGGAGACAAACUGCUGUAAAACAAGCCACGAAGACUUUGGCGAACGUGAAAAGAUUGCUGUUUGAUUAUGCUUUCGCAAGACCAACAGUAAGAUUUCAGGUCAAGGUUCUUAAGUCGAAAAGCGACUUCAAAGACAAUUGGUCUUACGCACCUUGCAAAGAUGCCACAAAUCUAGCUCUUAUGACAUCGAAAAUCUCAGGAAAGGACCUUGCUGGACAGUGUCGUCAGGAGAGCAUCUCUUCUGAAGAUGGAUAUUAUCAUAUUGAUGCGUUUGUGCUAGCUGGUGCGACAGAUGAGUUGUGGUCGCACUCAACUGAACAGUUUGCCUCAAUCGAUGGAAGACCACUCAUUGCUGACAGAGGUUUCAUGAAAGAUGUUAACAAGAUCUACAAGGCAUACCUUCGCAAUUUCCUUCCGGUCAAAGAUUCCAUGCCCAAGAAGCCUUUUCUCCUCUUGAGGUUACAAUGUCCUAAAGGAGCUUAUGAUGUGAACGUCGAGCCAGCAAAGAAUGAAGUGUUACUCAACGAUGAUGGAGUUGUGCUUCGACUGUUCGAUAAUCUUUGUCAGCGCGUAUAUGGCGAGAAGAACGAGCCGCAACCACCUACUCGCACGAGGGGAGGUGGAUCCAGUAUAUGGGACAGUCCAUCGUUCGAAAUGUUGUUGGCCAAGAAGCCAGCUUCGUUGGGUACACCUAGUCCAAGAGAAGAACAGCAAAAGCCAGAACCAGCGACUGCAAUGCGAGAUGACGUUUCUCAGAGUCUUAGGCAAGUAGAGAACAGUAGCAGCUUAGCAGCUCAGUCGAAGCUUAACGUGCACCGCAAUAUGUACGACCAGCUUCAUGAUGGUGUAGGCACCACUGAGGACAAAGAAAAAGGUGGCGAUGAUUCCAUUCUCACGGAAGAAAUGGAAGAAGCCUCGGUCAUGGAUCCUCAGGUCACAAAUCCAUUCACAUUGGCUAAGGUGAAUGCACGUGUCCAGCCUCGUUCACAGGACACCUCUAAUGUACUUGACGUGCAAACAUCGCCUGAUGACCCAACCAGGAAGAAUCAACAAGGAGUUCUAGGACACUCGCCUGGCCUUAGAUUAGAUGCACAGAAGCAGUAUCCGACUGAACUUCCAUCCCCGAGCGCAUCACCAGAACGUCCACUGCUGUACCAGAAUCCUGGUCCUCCUCUGCGACCAUGGAAGAAGGGUACAGCACCAGACUCUACGAUGGAAGCGUCAACGCCUCUUCGGCCACCACUAGACAGCACAACUCAGGCGACACAUCCAACGUUGUUAGACUCCUGGACGAAAUCUGUGAACACCUUGUCGCUGAACCAACAUCAAGCGAGUCUUGGUAUAGUCAAUAGCUCCGACCCCAGCGAACCAUCUUCACCUCUGGCAAAGGCACGUUCAAAGAACUUAGAAAGACGCGCACCAGCUAAUGCAAGCCCUAACCCGCCUCGAUUGCUUCAGCAGAGACCAUUCAGAACACCUUUUCGAAGAGACAUAGAUGUGCGAACAGUGUCUCCUGUACAAAAUCCACAACUGCCACCGAGUCCGCACAGUACGCCAGGGCCAGCUCCCAGCAAUAUGUCAUCAUCUCCUUCUCGAAGCCCGCGACUGACAGGACCAGAAUUGCCGGGGUUUAGUAGACCUAGUCUGGCACUCUCCACUGAGCUCGACGAUAUAAUGGAUUUUGAGCACCGAAAGAGAGCAUCUGUCCUCCAACAUCGAAGUCGUCACAGACAGACAUCGACCGACACCUCGACAGCAGGAGCGAUGUCAGCGAAAAAUGUAGACAGUUCGAAUUCUCUUCAAGCAUCAGCAGUUGGCUAUGUUCCAUCUGAGGAAGCGAUUACCGACCGCAGUUCUUACGCAUCCAGAUUCGCGUCGGACAGGACAGACGUUGAAGACAUACCCAAACAACCAAACUCGGCUUCAUAUACACAGAAUCCUUCACAAAACCGAUAUCGAAAAUCCAUCCGUUCCCUCGACGAGUUGAUCGAAAGUUCUUCUGGCAAGGAGAGUGCUCGCUACAAUGAUCAAGCUCGAGUUCAAGCUCUAGAAACGAAUGCAAUAAUAGAGCAAAGGCUACAGCAGCCUGAGAAACAGCACGACAAGAAGGGAAGAACUAAAAUAUCCAAAUUACCAUUUGAAGCCAUAUCUGCUGCUACCACAACAUAUACCUUGGUAGCAGUCAUGCAGGAUAUCGGUAGGACCAAGCCAGAGAAUCUGGCAAAAUCUGCUGCAACAAUGGCGCACAUCGAUCCGUAUAUCACGACAGGACUAAUAGAUCUAGCAUUUUCUGAUUCUGAUUCACGUCAAUACAUUUUGCACACUUACGAGCAAGAUGUCAGGAUUAUGCUAGAACGGAGGAAAACGUCUUGA